AUGGCGCUCUUCUCCGGAGGCCGAAUCCUCAGAAGCUCGUUGGAAAAGGCGGGCCCGGAGUACUGGAAGACCAAGUGUGACCCCAUCAUGCCUUUUGGUAAAGCAUGCGCAUAUCCGGACAAGUCCCAUGCGACGGCGCCAAUGAGUCAGCGCCUCCGGUUCUUCCACUUCAAUACCAGUCAGGAUGGAGAAGAUCUGAAGCGCGAGUUUAAGAGACGCCUAGUGGAGGCGGAGGAUCUUCUCACGACUUCGGAGCGGGCAAGGAUUGUUCACGAAUCUGUUUAUGUUUUCGAACAUGUGCUUGCGCUUGUCUCCCAGCUGGAUCAUGUCUUCUUGGAGGGCACUAAAGAUGACAGUGUCUUGGAUAUUAAUGUGACGAGAGCCGAUGCCGAUACACCUUGCCCCUCGCUCUCACCGGGACCUUCGCUUCUCAAACCAGCGGAAUUCGGCGGUCGGGUACGCGACAGUAUUGUUCUCUCAAAGGAACGGGGAGUCCGAACGGUUCCCGGCAUGAGACACCAUCGUCGUUCGCGAUCUGUCUCUAUCGAUGAGCCACUUGACGAACGCGGCGAUAGAUCAGACGUGCCAUCUCCAUACCUGGUAGCUUCUUUGCUCCGGCCUAUGGAACAAGGCGGUCGACUACGUGACAGCAUUGCUGUCUCGAGAGAACGGGGUCUCCGGACUACCCACCGCAGCUCCCAUAACCAUUCUGAAUCCAUCUCACUCGAUGAGGACUCAGAAAGCCAUACUUUGCCAGAGAACCCUGAGAUCAAGGCGAUCACCACCCGUUACACAUCGGAGCUGACAUCCCCCUCGGGGCCCGGAAGCCUGGGCGAAUCGCUCAACAGCAGCAUGGAUGCACAAGGGACACUAGCCGGUGCUCAGCCAUCAUCGUCGUCGGAAACGGCUUCCCUCCUCAUCCGAGGCAAAACCGUCAGGUUCAAGAAACCAUCCGCGGUUGGCAGCAGCAAAAGAACUGCCGAGCCAAAGGACUCUGAGAGUUACCGGAAACUGGAAGAGGAGGCAGAACGUCGACCAAAAUUAUCUGCCGAAAAGGUGUCACCAACGUCGGACAAUAACUCAGCUACUGGUGGGGAUGCAUUUUCUCUUCCCACUGUACCUAUCCACAUCGUUGGCGUCGACGGAUCUGAUGCUGAUGACUCUUCCGAUUCUGACAAGCAGAUGAAGCAAUCGCAAAAGCAGCAGAAAAGGACGGAGGUAGCAGCGGCGGACCGUGACCUUGGACAACAUGGAACCAUAUCUGUCACAAUUACGGACACUGCGAUGAUGGAAAGGGUGGAAAGCAACAGCAGCAGUAAUGAUCACCAGCUCGCUGCCGCUGCUGCCGCUGCUGCUAGUGGUGAAGAGUCCUACAGAGCCAAGUUUGGAACAGGCAUAUCGACAGCAGAAGACGCUGGUAGUGAUGGUAACAGGCCGUCCUUGAAAAGAUCUUCCUCAUCUUCGUCCUCACGACACAACAUCAAGUCCUGGUUCUCUUCUCAUAUUACCAAGGUAGAGAAGAAGAUUGAAGGCACUGGUGGUGGCGGUGGUGAUGGUGGUGCCAGCAACGAAGUGGUAGUCACCGAGACCGUUACCGAAGCUGCCUCUACUUCUACUUCUUCAUCGGCACUAAGUCUCAGAGCCAAGAUGAAGAACAAGCUAACCCACGGUCAAGACAAGCUAAAAGUCAAAAUGGACCACGCUGAGGAGAAGCUGAAGCGUGGCAAAGAAAAGUUGAAGGAGAAGAGCAAAGAACUGUCGCUGUUGGCUAUCGGGCCUGUGAGAUUCAUGUGGAAGUUUGUCUUUGUGCUGGGUGUCAUUGGUGCCGUCUGGGGCGUGGGAAGCAUGAGGAGUAUGCUUGGGUGGACGUUUAUGCCGGUAACGAUGGUGGUGAAAGCUGCUGGGUGGGUUGGGGGUGGGUUAAAGGGUGCUUUUGCUGGUGGUGCUGGUGGGAAUCUUUGA
Molecule: messenger RNA, 1962 nt
Organism: Neurospora crassa OR74A
Lineage: Eukaryota; Fungi; Ascomycota; Sordariomycetes; Sordariales; Sordariaceae
Exons: 1
Coding region: 1-1962 (653 amino acids)
Biological process (GO): heme oxidation
Molecular function (GO): heme oxygenase (decyclizing) activity
Source: RefSeq, a predicted model, not a curated record